AUGCCAAGAAUAGAUGUAUCAAAAGAUGUAAAGCUUACAAUUAUGUCCUACAACAUUCAAAUGUUGUCUAUUCCAUUUAGUGUGCAUUUGAACAGCUGGACAAGAAGAAAUGCCAUAAUUGAUUAUAUAUGUUCACUUGAUGAUAUAUACGAUAUUGAUAUAUUAGUUCUAAAUGAAGUGUUUACGAAAAAAUGCUACAAACUUUUAACAAGUGGGAAAAUAAAAGAGAAAUUUCCUUACCAUACAAAUGUAAUAGGUCGCAAUUACAAGCGCCAUGAUAAUUACAAUGACAGUUCAUCAAGUACUGGACAAAAAGAUGGUUUAUCAUUUCAUUCAAGUGAUACUAAUAUAAAUAUUGAAAGUACUCGUGGUAUAUCAAAUUAUGUGAGUGAACAAAUGGAAUACAUACGAAAAAAUAAGGAAAAUCAUAAAAAUAAGUUAAGUAAAAUUUCUGAAGAUAUAAGUGAAAAUUCAAAUAGUUCCUAUAAUUCAAAUUUUGAUAGUGUAACUGGAAAACGUAAAUUCUUUCAUUUUGUUAAUGGAGGUGUGAUUGUUUUAUCGAAACACAAAAUAUUACAUAAGCACGCAUUAAUAUAUUCUAGUGGUAAAUUUCCAGAUGUAUUUUGUUCCAAAGGAGCUAUAUAUUUAAAAUGUGAUGUAAUGAACAAAAAGGUAAAUGUUGUAGCUACACAUUUACAAGCAGGUGAUAAUAAAGAACAACAGAAAUGUAGAUGGAAACAAAUCGAUGAAUUAAGCAAAUGGGUAUAUGAAGGAAUUCCUAGUACAUUUAUUAAGAAAUUUGAAUCAUUAUUUUUUGUAGGAGAUUUUAAUAUAAGAUAUAAUGCAGAUAGAUUAUUUUUAGAUAAAGUUUUAUCAGAUAAUUACUUAAAUAGUUAUGUAACAAAAAAAUCUUUAGAUACAACUUAUGACUCCUUUUUAAAUGAUUAUUGUAGAUAUAUAGAAAGAGAUUAUAACUAUAAACAUAAAUAUACUUUAGAUUAUAUACUAGUUGCAAAUAAUUCAAAUGUGGAAAUUAUUGUCCCACAAACAUCUAUACAAAAUUAUUAUAAAUCAUUAUAUUUUAUAAAAUUCUUUUUAGGUAUUAUUCCAUAUAAAACUACAUACAUACACCAUCCCAGUGACCACUUUCCAAUAUAUGCAACAUUUCUUAUUUUAAGUUAA
Plasmodium adleri (nom. inval.) is the source of this 1182-nucleotide messenger RNA. RefSeq names its product sphingomyelin phosphodiesterase, putative. Gene Ontology annotation, molecular function: sphingomyelin phosphodiesterase activity. The transcript has a single exon. Lineage: Eukaryota; Apicomplexa; Aconoidasida; Haemosporida; Plasmodiidae. The record is from RefSeq and is a predicted model, not a curated record. The coding region runs from base 1 to 1182 and encodes 393 amino acids.